Parasteatoda tepidariorum (common house spider) is the source of this 4144-nucleotide messenger RNA. RefSeq lists its product as uncharacterized. The record is from RefSeq and is a predicted model, not a curated record. NCBI's taxonomy places the organism in Eukaryota, Metazoa, Arthropoda, Arachnida, Araneae, Theridiidae.
CAUUAAUCUGAUAAUAACGUUCGUUGAAAGUAGUAUCAUUAUCUGUGUAAACUAUUAUAGAACUUUACUGAUUCACAUGUUUGGGUAUGACUUCAGUAACAAUUUUAGAAAUAUAGUAAUAGAUUUUUUCUUUAAAUUACAAAAUGGCCAUGUGUUAAAAAGUUUUGUAUCUACGCACAGAAAAGAAUCGACAGAAAACGAUCGGCGAGUUAGUUUCAACAACGAAACAGAAGUUCAUUAUCGUACUGCAAGUGAAGCUAGCAGCACAAGCACAUUACAUAGUAAAAUUAAAAUAACAUGUAAAUCCACAAAGACAUUAAAAACAGGAUUCAAGUCCACUGAAAAUAAUCGCUCAUACGGUCACUCCACUUUUGAAUAUGGCAGCCAAAGCAAAAAAUUGGAAUUACAAAACAAAUUCAAUAUGCUUUUGAAUGGUAAUUGUUCUUGGAGUUAUAAGUCUCUGAAAGUGAUUAACAACCAUGAAACAAAUGGUGAACCAAACAAAUCCCUCAUUAAAAACGUUCAAGUAACACAACAAAAUAAAACUAACGAUUCUAGCAAUAGUACUUCUGAUAACAGAGAUGCUACUGAUAACAAAGAUGCUAAUGCAGAAAAAUACAGACCUGGAUAUGGUAGUACGAAAAGAAAGUUUUUUGAUCUAGAUGAUAAUUUACCAGAAGUAAAACACUUUGCAGCAGAAAACACUUAUGAUUUUGAUGAAUUUGACAAAACUAAAACUAUAAAAAAACCUAGAAAAAGAGCCAUUAAGAAAAAGGAGAAAAAUGGGGAUGCACACCAGACCAAACCAAAAAAAGUUAGGCCUUCACGUACUAAGAAAAAAGUGGAUUAUCUCGAAUGGAAUUCACAUUCUGAAUUAAGUGCGAGCGAAGAUGACUACAGAAUAAAGUCCAAACCAAAAGAACAAGUUAAUCCGUCAUAUUUGGAAACAGAAAACAUGCAUAGUAAAUUUCGGUUCGAACAAGAAGUAGGUGCAAUUGAAAAUAAACAAAUAAAACUGCAGCCUGGUGAUGAAGUAAGUCCAAUAUCUUUGUUGAGUGGAACAUAUAAUGCUGAUGAGGAAUCAGAGUGUAGUGAUGAUGAAUUCGAUUUCCAAACAAGAUUCUCUAAUAAAAGUGCUAAUGUACCAAUUGAAAAUGAACAAAUAAAACUACAGCCUGGUGAUAAAGUAAGUCCAACAUCUUUGUUGAGUGGAUCAAACAAUGUUGAUGAGAAAUCAGAGUGUAGUGAUAAUGAAUUUGUUUUCCAAACAAGAUUCUCCAAUAAAAAUACUAAUAAGCUAAUUAAAAAUGAACAAAUAAAACUACAGCCUGGUGAUAAAGUAAGUCCAGUAUCUUUGUUGAGUGGAGCAAACAAUGCUGAUGAGGAAUCAGAGUGCAGUGAUGAUGGAUUUGUUUUUCAAACGAGAUUCUCUGAUAAAAAUGCCAAUGUGGUUGAUAUCACUAAUAGUAUUGAAAGCAACUCCAUAGAAGCUUCUGAAACAAAAAAUGCACCUUUGAUUUCGAAGGCAGUAAAUAAAAAAGAAGCAUCAAAAGAAAUGACUGUACUUCGAUUCCCAAAUGAAAUUUCAUCUGUAGAUUGCAGUCCUCAGGAUAUCCACAUAAAUAAAUUACAAGAGUCAAAUUGUAGUUCAGAAGGUAUAAACUCUUCCUUAAGUCCUCCAGAGCUAAUAACAGAUCAGUUAGACUUAAAUAUGAAGACAAGAGAAGUUGAAAAUGAACUACACAAUAAUGAGCAAUUUAUAAGUUUACAAGAUCAACUAGAUGAGAAAUGCAACAAAAUUGAUCAAGAGAUAAGAGAGAUGUAUGAUAAGUUAGAACAAGACAUAUUUCAAGGUAAUAAAACUAAAUCAAUUAGUUCCGCAGAUAACUCUAAACUGGAGAAAACUGAUAGUAAUUUUAAGCUUAAAAGACCCAAAAUGGAUGCAAAUUGUGAGAAAUAUAAACUUGCUAAGGAAAAGGAUUAUGUAAAAGCUAAUGCUUCGAAAUUGAUCGACACAAAAUCAGAAAAAUUGAAUUUGUUUAAAUUAAAUAAGAAAGAGAACACGAAAUAUGAUAAACAAUCUAAUGAUAACAAAUCUAUCAACCUGUUAAACUGGAACGAAACUCAAUAUUCGAUUAAAAAAACUGAUAAGAAUCCUUUUGACCCUAUUGAGUCAACUCCCAACAUAAACACGCAUGAAAAUUUAAUUAAAACCAAAAGACAUUCGAAGAUAUUUACUCAAAGCAAUAAUGAUGAAUUCACAUCGGAUGAAGAUUAUCAGUUGAUUGAAAAUGAAAUAAAUACCUCAAUACCAUCAUCCAAUUCAUCUGAAAUAUGCAGUCCUGAAUUAUGUCCAAACAAUACUUUAACUAAAUGGAGUAGUAAUUUAGGCAAUAUUUCAAAAAGGUUGAAAGAAAAUCUUUCAAAUUCAGAGAACCAAAGAAAUAUUCGGAAUAAUUCGAUGGAAGUUCAAAAUAAUAACAACCAAUAUGGAAAAAAUAAUAGCGAGAUCAAAAGUGACAAAAUUAGUUUAAAACUGGAAAACAAAUUCAGUGCAGAAAAUAAUCUAAAAGGGAUAAACACUAAAAGUAUUAAACACAAUGCAUCAACAAAAACAUUAAACAAUGGGGAGACAUCUGCAGUGUUUCAAAAAGUUUUAUUUUCAAAAGUCAAAAGCAAAGAAAAUGAAAAUAAGCAGCAAAAUUACAAAUCAGUUACAGCUAAAGAAGAUAAAGUAUCAAAACCAAAGACUUGGGAAGAUCUUGAAUCUAAAUUGCUAAUGGAACUCGACAGCAACUCUGAUCAUGAGGUGUAUCCUCAAAAAGAUAAUUCCUUUACUACUCCACAAAGAAAUAGUAAUGUGGCGGAACAGAAAAGAUACAGUGAUUUUGAGGAAGAAAAAAAGGAAUUAAAAAUUAGAAACCUUGAAAUUUCCCAAUACAAAAAGUCAAAAAGGGCCAUUACAUCAAAUAAAAACCAGCUUCACACGAAGGAACACGUCUCAAAUCAGGUUUCAGUAUUAGAGUCUCCAAGCGUUAGCAUACUAAACAAAACAAUAGAAGCCAUGAACAGAAGUACAGCAGCAUAUUUUUCUAAAAAUGAAAAUGGUUCUUUUUGCAACUGGUCAGAAACUAGUGAUGUUGAUAUACAAGAUACAGAAUACAGUUAUUCAAUACUUUCAACAACUAUUCAUACUUCUGGCAAAAAGCUUAAUUUAACAAAGAAAAGAAGUAGAUAUAUAAAAAAGACAAAUGAUGACAUCAAGAGAAAUAAUUUAAAGUCAAUUGAAGAAAACACUCCACUGAAUAAAAAAAUUUUCAGCAGGACAACAAAACAAGUUAUAACAUCCAACUGUAAAGCAACAAAGAAUUUAAAUUCAACUUCAGAAACAUCAGUUCGAGAGAAAAAAGCUUCCAAGAAAGUGGACAUUGCAAAAAAAGCAACUAAAAAUAGAAACAAAAUUGAAAGUUUUUCAUUGAUCUUGAGAAAUACUCGCAGAGUACAAGAUGAUUUAGAAGAGAAUAUAUCAAUUUCAGAUAAUCAAGAUGACUCCAGAGAAGAUAUAAGUAAAAUGGAACAAGACAAUUCGGAUUCAAAAUAUUACCCUAAACAACAAUACAGCUCAAGAAAACGCAAGAACGUCUCAGAUUCAAAUAAAAAACAUACGAGCAACAAAAAACAAAAUGUAUCUGUUUUGAAAGAAAAACAAUCAACAUUUUUUUAUAAUUCAGCAAAUGAAGACGAGGCUUUAUUCAGCAAAGACUUUUUUGCAAAUGGUUCUCAAUCAGAGAGGAACAGUACAAAUCAGUUAAAAAAUAAUGAAACAAUAAAGCAACUCAGCCCAAAAGAAGAAUACAUAAAAUAUUUAAAACAUCUUUUUCAAAAUGAUACUGUUCGAAAAACAAAUACUACUGGAGAAAUUUGUAAUAUUGACCAAGACAUGUGUCAGAUCAAAUCAGAUGAUGGAAAAUUCUUGAUGAAAGAAGACGAUUUAUUUUCCAUCUCUUCAGAUGAUUUUGAAAAAGACGAAACUGUUUGCUGUUUUGAAGCAUCUGGUCUUUUCAAUGAUGUGCUUAAUGAAGAUUAAAAUGCAAGAGAGAGUUGUGGACCAGCUAAUUUAAAUAUCAAUUGCUAUAUUGAUGAA